This is a messenger RNA of Pseudoliparis swirei, 1922 nucleotides long. It is a transcript of the gene fndc10, whose product is annotated as fibronectin type III domain containing 10. Bases 266 to 1294 code for a protein of 342 amino acids. The transcript has a single exon. Lineage: Eukaryota; Metazoa; Chordata; Actinopteri; Perciformes; Liparidae. The record is from RefSeq and is a predicted model, not a curated record.
UGACGAGCGUCGCCGUUUAGGCUUCGGUGACUUCCUCCUGCGGAUCCAAGGUUACCCUGCGAUCUCUUACUGGCUGGACGGCCGCACGACUAAAUGGUAUUGCGGUCGCAAAUGCUCCCCGCUCCUCUCGCCCGUGGACGAGCUGCUCUGCUUCUCAUGGAUUCCGUCGAGUGGCCUGAGGCAGAGCUCAUCUGAUGGCAGACAUCAACCCGCCUCGUACCGUCGCCCAUCUGAUCCACUGUGAGAGGAAAUAAUUUGACGUGAGAUGAAAAGCCAACAACGACCCUCGUUGCUCGCCUUAUCGGCACUACUGCUCUGCACAUUACACCAGACAGCUGGGUCCCGACGAUUUCAUCGCAGCAGCUCUGCAUCAUCAACCACAACAGCCUCCCCAUCAGAGACUAAAGGCAGGAAUCAUUUGGGGACCCAACACUGGCUAAAACAGACUAACAUUAGUUCCAACUAUGGCAGUCGCCGCUACAAAAGAAGGCCAUCAUCAAAGCAAAAAGAGGGAACAGGUCAAGAGAACAGUUUCUCUUUCAACACCAGUGAUAUUACUGUGAUAUCUGAAAGAUCUGACAGGGCAUCAACCUGGAGCCCGGAGGAAGGGGAGUCACUGUGUGCCUACCGUGUGAUUGAGGGAGGCAUCGGGGGGCAUCUGUGUUUUCGACACAACCUGUUUGGGUACAAGUGUCAUCAGGGAGACUGCAGGUCAGUGGUGUCUUUAGGGAAUCUGGUGGCAAAUGUUCUCAUCAAUGGCAGCGUACUGUUACAGUGGACCUGUGAGGGAGAAUCCUCAACUGCCAGCCGAGACAUAGAGACCCAAGGGACUGCAGCCGGUCAGAAGAGCAGUGGGGAUCCAGGGACCAAUUUAACAAGAGAGGAAACUCGACAAUCAAACACUGUUUUCAGUGGCCGGCGCCUCAGGCGGGGAGGCUUUGAGUUGAGCUGCUGGUGGAAUGGAAGCUACACUCAGUUUGAGUGCGCUAGUGUCCAAUUUGGAUCUGGCUGCAGGGACUUCCUUCUGACUGAGCUGCAUGAGAACAUCCCCUACCGCAUCUGCCUGCGCUCCCUGGUCGGGUCCGAUGAAGGUCAGAAAGCAGACCAGCGGGACUGUGUUGAGUUUACCCUGCCGCCGUCUGGGAUGCUGGACAUCGUGAUUGCCAUGACAACUGUUGGGGGAGCUAUUUGUGUGAUGCUGGUCAUCAUCUGCUUGCUGGUGGCAUACAUCACAGAAAACAUCAUGAGCCCCACCACACAGCACACAUACUACCACACUCACUCAUGUCACUGAUUUUGACGUGACUGGUAAACUUAAACAUUUUACAUUUUGCAUCCGUGAUGACCAUAUUAAAUCCCACAUUCAUAGUCACUCACUUUGCAAUCAGCCACAUACACAUCCUGUUAUGAUUGAAUUGAAGCACAAACUGUGGCUCUGCAAAUAACAUGCCUCGUCCACCUCUGAGAGGAUGCACUGAACCAAAAGUACUGAUAACUUGCAUUUACUAUCAUACAGUAGUUUACUGUGUUGUGUUUUUGUUUAAAGUUGUCUGUGAUUGAGUCUGUCAGUCUGUAUGCUGGCAGCAUUUAUACAGCAAUACAAUCAAUGAGAUGAUCAAAUGACUUUUAGUGGAAACAGCAUUUUUUUGCUAAAUGUGCAGCCUGUGAAAGUGUCCAGAUGUGUGCUGUCUUUACUGUUGCACAGGAAAAUAAAACUUUAUUGAAAUUUCUUUUCUCCACUUGACUAAACCAUCCCAUCAUCUAUUUGUGCUUUUAUGUCCACCUACUACGAUAUGUUUACCAUUUUGUGAAGGGCAAUACAAUCUGGUGUACAAUCUCCACUGUACUAAACAUCUUGAGUAAGAAUGCCUUCAUGUCCAGCUGUCAGUGAAUAAAGUACCGUAAGAUCAUUUGUAAUACUU